AUGAGAAUUCCUGUGGUAGAGGAAGAUGACGGAACGGUAGAGGCAGAGGUAGAGCCUGGUCACUACGCAACUGUCUGUCCCGAAAAGACAGAGAAGAAUCAAGAAGCCAAUCUAAACGAGACAGAAGAGGCUGAUGCACUCUAUGUACACGAGGUGGUGUUUUUGAACGAAGAUAAGGUGAUUCCGAAGAAUCUUGAUAUCGACAAAGGCAGUGCAAGUGUCUGGUAUUUGGAUAAUGGAGCGAGCAAUCACAUGACAGGGAACAAGGAGUUCUUUUCGAGUUUGAAUCUCAACACCAAAUGGAAGGUGAAGUUUGGUGAUGGAUCGUGUGUUUACAUUGUAGGUUGUCUCGCAGGGAAGCAAACGAGACACUCAUUCCCGAGUGUAACACACGAAGAAGGCGUGUGUGACACAUGUCUCGCAGGGAAGCAAACGAGACACUCAUUCCCGAGUGUAACACACGAAGAAGGCGUGUGUGACACAUGUCUCGCAGGGAAGCAAACGAGACACUCAUUCCCGAGUGUAACACACGAAGAAGGCGUGUGUGACACAUGUCUCGCAGGGAAGCAAACGAGACACUCAUUCCCGAGUGUAACACACGAAGAAGGCGUGUGUGACACAUGUCUCGCAGGGAAGCAAACCAGAGACUCACUCCUGACUAAGGCCAUGGUUCGUACAUCAAAGCCAUUAAGAUUAUUGCUUGGAGAUUUGAGUGGACAAACCGCACCACCAACGACAGCAGAUAAUCAUGAGGCAUUCUAUCGGUUCAAAAGAUCUCACACCGAUAGAGGAGGAGAGCUUGCCUCAGCUAUGUUCAAUUUAGGUUGCACCAAUAGAGGAGGAGAGGUUGCCUCAGAUGUGUUCAAUCUAGGAUGCACCGAUAGAGGAGGAGAGAUUGCCUCAGAUGAGUUCAACUUAUCUUGUGAAAAAGAUUUGGUUGAAGCUAUGGAAGACGAGUUGGAGUCUAUCACAAGAAACAAGAUAUGA
This is a messenger RNA of Brassica oleracea var. oleracea, 987 nucleotides long. RefSeq lists its product as uncharacterized. The transcript has 2 exons. Lineage: Eukaryota; Viridiplantae; Streptophyta; Magnoliopsida; Brassicales; Brassicaceae. The record is from RefSeq and is a predicted model, not a curated record. Bases 1 to 987 code for a protein of 328 amino acids.